This is a messenger RNA of Theileria equi strain WA, 552 nucleotides long. RefSeq lists its product as hypothetical. The coding region runs from base 1 to 552 and encodes 183 amino acids. Lineage: Eukaryota; Apicomplexa; Aconoidasida; Piroplasmida; Theileriidae. The record is from RefSeq and is a predicted model, not a curated record. The transcript has a single exon.
AUGUUGGAACUGGAUCGGUUGCUUUCAUCGAUAAAGGACGCGUAUGAAACAAGCAGAAGGAGAGAGGAUAGUGAAGAGUACUCUGCUGACAUUCCCUACACGUUGGAUCUGUCUACAUCCGUAAACCCGGAAAUAAUAACUUGCUACGAGUCCUGGGACUGUGGGACUCUCCACAAGGCAAUGUUCCCCAAAAACCCCUUUUUGAUAAACAAGGUGGUGCACAAGGAACAAGUUGUCUGGGAAGCGCCCGGUAAUGACAAGUGCUUUGUCACAACUAUUGAGCCCUUUUCCACCUCGAAAUUCCUGAGUUUACAAGUUGACAAUGGCACAGGUCACUGCAUGCGCAUGUUAUUUGAAAAGCACAGGCACAAGAAGUAUUCACAAAUCACCCGCGAUGUAUACGAAAAGAAAAUGGACAAGAUAAUGAGCCAAUACACAAGAGACUCUGACCGUUCUCCGCAGGGACACAGGAGAUGUCAAUCGGAAGAGGAAAUGCCCAAGAAUCAGGCUCCCAGACGAUCUAGUCUUAGAACAUUCUUUACAAGGAAAUGA